AUGAGUUUCGCUUGUUCUCGCUGUGUCUUUCUCCGACACGGAACCCCUGGCCGCCGGUUCUUUCUGAUUUUUGUUAUCUUGUUUAUUGGAAUAAAUAAAAUAGAUGAUUGUUGGGACCAGGACUCCUGCAGGUGUGUGAGAGUGGGCUCAGAACCGGUGCGGACCCUGCUGGUGUUGGACGACUCUGUGUGGGCGAGCUGUGGGAACUCUGUCACAGCCGUUGACAGCUCCAGCCUCAACACUCAGACGUUUGAAGUACACCCAGACAAAAUGAUCAGCGUGGCUCACAUGGCGUGUGCCGGUGGAGGGGUGUGGAUGGCAUUCUCCGAGGGUUCUUCCAUUCGUCUCUUUCAUACUGAAACACUGGAGCUUCUGCAGGAAAUCAACAUCUCCACACGCUCAACGCUGCUGAACACCG
This is a messenger RNA of Notothenia coriiceps (black rockcod), 418 nucleotides long. Its product is annotated as rho guanine nucleotide exchange factor 10-like protein. Gene Ontology annotation, biological process: actin cytoskeleton organization; positive regulation of stress fiber assembly; SREBP signaling pathway. The record is from RefSeq and is a predicted model, not a curated record. Gene Ontology annotation, cellular component: cytosol. The annotation marks the transcript as partial. Gene Ontology annotation, molecular function: guanyl-nucleotide exchange factor activity. NCBI's taxonomy places the organism in Eukaryota, Metazoa, Chordata, Actinopteri, Perciformes, Nototheniidae. The transcript has 4 exons.